Molecule: messenger RNA, 1310 nt
Organism: Carlito syrichta (Philippine tarsier)
Lineage: Eukaryota; Metazoa; Chordata; Mammalia; Primates; Tarsiidae
Gene: KHK
Product: ketohexokinase
Exons: 9
Coding region: 51-1109 (352 amino acids)
Biological process (GO): fructose metabolic process
Molecular function (GO): ketohexokinase activity
Source: RefSeq, a predicted model, not a curated record
CAGAGCCCGCAGGAGCCCGCCGUCGGCCGGCGGGAAGCGGGAGCAGCCUCAUGGAAGAGAAGCAGAUCUUGUGCGUGGGGCUGGCGGUGCUGGACGUCAUCAGCCUGGUGGACAGGUACCCUCAGGAGGACUCCGAGAUAAGGUGCUUGUCCCAGAGAUGGCAGCGAGGAGGCAACGCAUCCAACUCCUGCACCGUGCUCUCCCUGCUUGGGGCACCCUGUGCCUUCAUGGGCUCACUGGCCCCCGGCCACGUUGCCGAUUUUGUCCUGGAUGACCUCCGCCGCCACGCCGUGGACCUACGCUAUACAGUCUUUCAGCCCGUAGGCUCCAUCCCCAUCGCCACGGUCAUCAUCAACGAGGCCAGUGGCAGCCGCACCAUCCUGUACAGCGACAGGUUUGUACGUGUGUCUGCAUCUUGCCAGCUACCGCCACCGUCGCCAAGUCCCCACUUCCUGGUGACUGACUUCAGGCGGCGGGGCGUGGACGUGUCCCAGGUGGCCUGGCAGAGUGGGGGCGACACGCCCAGCUCCUGCUGCAUCGUCAACAGCUCCAAUGGCAACCGCACCAUUGUGCUCCACGACACCCAUGGCCCACUGCUGAGAACCAGGAAGAAAGCCCUGGGUCAGCAGGGCCGCAACGCAGCGGAGCAGGUAAAGAUGCUGCAGCGGAUAGACGAGCACAACGCCGGGCAGCCCCCGGAGCAGCAGAUCCGGGUGUCCAUGGAGGUGGAGAAGCCCCGGGAGGAGCUGUACCCGCUGUUUGGCUACGGAGACGUGGUGUUUGUCAGCAAAGACGUGGCCCAGCACUUGGGGUUCAGGUCAGCCAGGGAAGCCCUGAGGGGUUUGUACAGCCGUGUGAGGAAAGGGGCUGUGCUGAUCUGUGCCUGGGCUGAGAAAGGUGCCGACGCGCUGGGCCCAGACGGCAAAGUCUUGCACUCGGAUGCCUUCCCACCGCCCCGCGUGGUGGACACCCUGGGGGCUGGAGACACCUUCAAUGCCUCAGUCAUCUUCAGUCUCUCCCAGGGGAGGAGCGUGCAGGAGGCCCUGACAUUUGGCUGCCAGGUGGCUGGCAAGAAGUGUGGCCUGCAGGGCUUUGAUGGCAUCGUGUGAGAGCCAGGUGGCACUAGUCCCCACCCCAGGCUGGCGUCACAGCUGCCGCCACCUCCCUCCUCCAUCCAGCCUGGCAUCUGGGCUGCCCUGCUUGCUGGCAGAUGCAGACCGUGGGACUCCGCCUGUGUCCUGUGCCCCCUCACAUCUCUUCUGGCUGAGCCCCAGCACAAAUAAACAUUCCUCCCUGGAGCCAGCUCCCUC